AUGUCCUUUUUCGCGAUCGUCAUCUCGAGUGAGGAUGAUGUCACCAGCUUGAGGAGAAAAUCGUACACGAUCUGCAGGUGGGUCCACGCGGGCUCUAUAGCGGGCUCGUUAUUCUUGGCCAGGCUCCGGGCCCUCGAGCAGGAAUUUGGAGGGAAGACGCGGAAAAGGUUAAUCGAGCACAUCUUGCACGAUGCUUGGAUCAGAGGCUCGUGCUAUCUCAUUCCGGCGAGUCAUGGUCCAUCGAAUGCUGCUCUUCUCGGUGAUUAUUCCGGCAAGUCACGGUCCAUCGAGCUUCUCGGCUAUUCUCGCUCGCUUUCAUGGAGUGCUUUUCUCCUUCACAGAGCCGCAACUCUCUUCUCUGGCGAUUUAAGAAACAUGUUUCCUGUUCAAGAAACGAGAAACCUGUCUCUUGCUCAAGAAAUUUGUUUCUCGACCAAGAAACAUUGGAAAAUCCAUGUCUACGACUCGUUGGCCCACAAUUCGGAGGACAAUCUUGGUCGAGCGCAAACAUUGGCCCCAGUUACCCACUUGCUCCCAUCGUUAAUGCUUCAGUCGGGCUAUUUUAAGAAAUUGAGGGGAAAACCUAUUACUCACCCUUUCUCAGUUAACAUUAUGCCAGCAGACGAACAAUAUGUACAAAACGAUACUCACAGUUGUGGUGUAAUAGCGUGCAUGUACGUACAACGCAUGCUUGGGAACGUCUUUCCGAAGAAUCCGACUAACGAAUAUAUUGAAAAUUACAGAAAGAAAAUGACUAUAGCUAUUUUUGCACUUGGGAAGCUUGUGGAUUGA
Molecule: messenger RNA, 792 nt
Organism: Striga asiatica
Lineage: Eukaryota; Viridiplantae; Streptophyta; Magnoliopsida; Lamiales; Orobanchaceae
Source: the annotation of a GenBank genome assembly